Penicillium cinerascens is the source of this 1722-nucleotide messenger RNA. RefSeq names its product putative alpha-galactosidase (gene aglA). Gene Ontology annotation, biological process: carbohydrate metabolic process. Bases 1 to 1722 code for a protein of 573 amino acids. The transcript has a single exon. The record is from RefSeq and is a predicted model, not a curated record. NCBI's taxonomy places the organism in Eukaryota, Fungi, Ascomycota, Eurotiomycetes, Eurotiales, Aspergillaceae. Gene Ontology annotation, molecular function: hydrolase activity, hydrolyzing O-glycosyl compounds.
AUGGAGCUGCUACUGAUCCCUACGGCUUUGUUUGCUGCUUUUCUACGUUUCUUCAGCUUCUUUGACUUCUUUGACACUAUGGGGUGGUCUUCCGCAACCAAUUGGGCCACGCCGGCCAAGCUGGCCGGCCUUUUGAUGCUCCCAUUGCUCCCAGUCCAGGCGUCUAUCGAGGAUGUCGGUCUCCUCCCAGCACCCCCAAUGGGGUUCAACAAUUGGGCCCGCUUCAUGUGUGAUCUCAACGAGACACUGUUCACCGAAACUGCCAAGUCAAUGGUGAGCCGCGGUCUUUUGGAUGCGGGCUACAAUCGCCUCAAUCUCGAUGACUGCUGGAUGAGCCAUGACCGUGCCGCAGACGGAUCUUUGCAGUGGAACGAGUCCUUGUUCCCCAACGGCAUCCCAUGGCUGGCCGACUUCGCCCACCAACAUGGCUUCCAUCUUGGUAUCUACGAAGACUCGGGCAAUGCCACUUGCGGUGGUUACCCUGGCUCCUAUGGUUACGAGGACCAGGAUGCCGAGACCUUCGCCAGCUGGGGCAUCGACUACCUCAAGCUGGACGGAUGCAAUGUGUAUCCCGAGGAUGGCCGCUCCGAUGUCGAGGAGUAUAACUUCCGCUAUCGACAGUGGCACAACAUCUUGAGCGACAUGGAGGAGCCACUGAUCUUCUCUGAUUCCGCGCCUGCGUACUUCUGCACCGACCCCGUCCAGUGGGCUGAGGUUAUGGACACGGUUCCCUACUAUUCAGAGUUGGCCCGUCACUCGGAUGAUAUUAUCACCUACACUGAAAAGGGUAACCCGUGGGAUAGUAUCAUGACCAAUUACCACUUUAACACUCGCGUGGUGCGCUACCAGAUGGCCGGCUACUACAACGACCCGGACUUCCUCAUCCCAGACCACCCAGGUCUGAGCAUGGACGAGAAGAAGUCGCACUUUGCUCUCUGGGCCUCCUCGGGCGCCCCGCUGAUCAUCAGUGCAUACAUCCCCGAUCUAUCAGACGAGGAGAUCGAGUUCCUCUCUAACAAGGAUCUGAUCGCCGUGGACCAGGACCCUAUGGCUGAGCAGGCUGCCCUAGUCAGCCGCGACAGCCAGUUCGAUGUACUGAGCCGCUCCCUGGUAAACGGUGACCGGCUAGUCACCGUCCUAAACACCGGCAAGAACACCGCAUCCACAGAAAUCUCUCUUGAGAGGCUGGGUCUGGACUCAAGCUGCCAGUACCGUGCCCGCGAUCUCUGGACCGGCGCCGUCUCCACCGUCCAGAAGAGCAUCGAUGUUACCCUGGACAGCCACGCCACCAGCGUCCACCGCAUCACACCCCCGCGCGGAUGCACCAGCGUCACUCCUACCGGCAUGGUCUUCGACACAACCUCGGGCCUCUGCCUGACCGCAGGAAAGACGACGUCAUUCGAGACCUGCAAGGGAUCUGAUUCCCAGACAUGGCGCAUCUCCGGUACCGGCACCAAAUUGGCUAUCAGCCCGCUCUCAGACGUGAAGAAGUGUCUUGCGGCCUCUGCCAGCGGAUCUGGAGUUGAGCUUGUGCCGUGUGGGAGUGGAUCCAGUGCGACGUGGACGUACUCUAUGACUGGCCAUCUGCAGAACUCCAGGGGUGGCUGCCUGACGGACUCCGCCGGGGCUGCCAAAAUGGGAACUUGUAAUCAGGAUCGCGCCGAUCAAAUCAUUGGGCUGCCAAGUGGCGUUCGCCUGUCCGAUUUGGGUUCUCCGCAGUGA